CCCCGGCAGCGCCCGGCCAUGGCCUCCGGCAGCGCCAUCCAGAUCCCCAGCCGCCUGCCGCUGCUGCUCACCCACGAGGGAGUCCUGCUGCCCGGCUCCACCAUGCGCAGCAGCGUGGACUCGCCGCGGAACAUGCAGCUGGUGCGGAGCCGGCUGCUGAAGGGCACCUCGCUGAAGAGCACCAUCAUCGGGGUGAUCCCCAACACCAGUGACCCCGCCUCCGACUGCGACGAGCUGCCCUCGCUGCACAGGAUUGGCACUGCUGCGCUGGCAGUUCAGGUAGUUGGCAGUAACUGGCCUAAACCACAUUACACCUUGCUAAUUACUGGCCUCUGCAGAUUUCAAAUCUUGCAAUUGCUGAAAGAAAAACCAUAUCCCAUUGCUGAGGUUGAACAGUUGGACCGACUUGAACAAUUUACCAACCAGACUAAAUCCGAGGAAGAAUUGGGAGAGCUGUCAGAACAGUUCUACAAAUAUGCAGUACAGCUGGUUGAAAUGUUGGAUAUGUCUGUCCCUGCAGUUGCUAAGCUGAGACGUCUUUUAGACAAUCUGCCUAGAGAAGCUUUACCAGAUGUACUGACUUCGAUCAUCCGCACAACCAACCAAGAAAAGCUGCAGAUUUUAGAUGCUGUUAGCCUGGAGGAGCGAUUCAAGAUGACUAUACCAUUGCUUGUUAGACAGAUUGAAGGCCUGAAGCUGCUUCAAAAAACCAGAAAACCCAAACAGGAUGAUGAUAAAAGGGUUGUAGCUAUUCGUCCAAUUCGGAGGAUCAAUCACAUUCCAGGUAUUGCAGAAGAUGAAGAGGAGGAUGAAGAUCAUGAUGACAUUGUCAUGCUAGAAAAGAAAAUUAGAACAUCCAGUAUGCCAGAGCAAGCUCUUAAAGUUUGUGUAAAAGAAAUAAAAAGAUUAAAGAAAAUGCCUCAAUCAAUGCCAGAAUAUGCCUUGACCAGAAAUUAUUUGGAACUAAUGGUGGAACUUCCAUGGAACAAAAGUACAAAAGAUCGUUUGGAUAUUCGUGCAGCUAGAAUUCUUCUGGACAAUGACCAUUAUGCCAUGGAGAAGUUGAAGAAGAGAGUUUUGGAGUAUUUAGCUGUCAGACAACUUAAAAACAACCUAAAGGGACCCAUCCUUUGUUUUGUGGGUCCCCCUGGAGUUGGUAAAACUAGCGUGGGAAGAUCUGUUGCGAAAACCCUGGGCCGAGAGUUCCAUAGGAUUGCCUUGGGAGGAGUAUGUGAUCAGUCUGACAUGCGAGGUCACAGGCGCACCUAUGUUGGCAGUAUGCCUGGUCGAAUAAUCAAUGGCUUGAAGACUGUUGGGGUUAACAAUCCAGUGUUUCUGUUAGAUGAGGUUGACAAACUGGGGAAGAGCCUGCAGGGAGAUCCUGCAGCUGCUUUGCUUGAGGUCUUGGAUCCAGAACAAAAUCACAGCUUCACUGAUCACUACUUAAAUGUAGCCUUUGACCUAUCCCAAGUCCUUUUUAUAGCCACAGCCAACACUACUGCUACCAUCCCACCAGCUCUGUUGGACAGAAUGGAGGUCAUUCAGGUUCCAGGAUAUACACAAGAAGAGAAGAUAGAAAUUGCACAUAGACACUUGAUCCCUAAACAGCUAGAACAGCAUGGGUUGACUCCUCAGCAGAUUCAGAUUCCACAAGUAACUACCCUGGACAUCAUCACCAGAUACACUAGAGAGGCAGGAGUCCGUUCUUUGGAUCGGAAAUUUGGAGCUAUUUGCAGAGCAGUGGCUGUGAAAGUGGCAGAAGGACACCACAAGGAGACAAAGCCAGAUCGCUCUGAAGUGACUGAAGAAGACUGCAGAGAGCAUGUCGCAGAAGAUGCAAAAACAGAAUCCAUCAGUGACUCACCCGACCUGGCUCUGCCACCUGAAAUGCCAAUAUUAAUUGAUUUCCAUGCCUUAAAAGAUAUCCUGGGGCCACCUAUGUAUGAAAUGGAGGUAUCUGAACGUUUGAAUCAGCCAGGAGUAGCCAUAGGCUUGGCUUGGACUCCUUUAGGAGGUGAGAUCAUGUUUGUAGAAGCCAGCCAAAUGGAUGGAGAAGGUCAGCUUACUCUAACUGGACAGCUGGGGGAUGUCAUGAAGGAGUCAGCACAUCUUGCAAUUAGCUGGCUGCGUAGCAAUGCAAAGAAAUACCAGCUAACUAAUGCUUCUGGAAGUUUUGAUCUCCUUGACAACACCGACAUCCAUCUGCACUUCCCAGCUGGAGCCGUCACAAAAGAUGGACCAUCUGCUGGAGUUACCAUAGUAACCUGUCUUGCCUCACUUUUCAGUGGGCGGCUGGUGCGUUCAGAUGUAGCAAUGACUGGAGAAAUUACACUAAGAGGUCUUGUUCUUCCAGUUGGGGGAAUUAAGGACAAAGUCCUAGCAGCCCAUAGAGCUGGACUGAAGAGAAUUAUCAUUCCUCAAAGAAAUGAAAAAGACCUUGAAGAGAUUGCAGUGAAUGUGCGGCAGGACUUGAAUUUUGUUACAGCAAGCUGCCUGGAUGAAGUUCUGAAUGCAGCUUUCGAUGGGGGAUUUUCAAUCAAGACUGGACUUGAGCGCUUGAAUAGUAAACUUUAAGCGGAUUGGGUGAGGUAUCCUGUACAUCAACAUUAAACACUCAUUCAACUGUCAGAUGGUAAAAAUGUGAUCUACGGUGAUACAAAACAUGAGGGCAACUACUGAGGCCUCACUGUGAUGUGCUGUGUCACCCAUUAAAAGUUAAGGCCUUACUUUCAGUGGGGCCUCAACCCCAGUUCUACUUGACUAUUAAUAAUAGAAAAGUGCACCUGCAACUUUACCAAACAAGUUUUACAUAUGCCAGUUCUAUCAGCAGCAUGUCAGGCAUUAAUGGAGGAGAGUACACAUACCUGCUUGCACACCCAAGCAGAGACCAAGAAUGUGAAGAUUAGGGAUAUAUUUUUCAAAAAAGCACCUAACCCAGUUAAACACUUUUCCUCUAGAUCCUAAUGUCUCUGAUGCUCUAGUUUUGUUACUACUCUAUACAGACGGGUUUAAUGAUAGCUCUAGUGAUUAGGCAAUGGAUGUGUUAUAUAAAACUUCAUGUAAUUAAAAUAAAUGCACUUAAUUUUUCAGAUGAGCUAUCAGUGAAUAUUGCUUACUUCCCCAGCAAAAAAAAAGUUGAAGUGCAUUAAUGUUUUGUCUAAAAACCUUGCAAAAAUGCAUUUGUUAAAAUAUUAGAAUUUCAGAGUUGUUACAUUUAAAAGAAAUGUAAAGCAUGAGUCACCGUAACCACCUUCAUUGUUCUCAAAUACCAUUGCCAGUGUCCUAUAUUCCCUAUUUUGUUCGUUUUUGGCUC
This is a messenger RNA of Emys orbicularis (European pond turtle), 3313 nucleotides long. It is a transcript of the gene LONP2, whose product is annotated as lon peptidase 2, peroxisomal. Lineage: Eukaryota; Metazoa; Chordata; Testudines; Emydidae. Gene Ontology annotation, biological process: protein processing; protein quality control for misfolded or incompletely synthesized proteins; protein targeting to peroxisome. The coding region runs from base 19 to 2574 and encodes 851 amino acids. The transcript is spliced from 15 exons. Gene Ontology annotation, cellular component: peroxisomal matrix. Gene Ontology annotation, molecular function: serine-type endopeptidase activity; ATP binding; ATP hydrolysis activity. The record is from RefSeq and is a predicted model, not a curated record.